ACUGUUAAUUCGCUUCUUACAGACCACCGGAAAUGUUAACCGUCAUAAUAAACACACAUAACCUUAAUCCAAAAAGUCAAUGUUUUUAAAGUGUUUGUUUCUAAAAUGAGUAUUGUUUGCGUUCAGUUCGGUCAAUGCGGAAACCAAAUUGGCAAUUGUUUAUACGAAAAAAUCUACGAUGACCUAAAAUUAAAAGAAAAUAUCGGUUCUUAUUGUAAAAACUCCAUAAAUAAGUGGUUCCAUGUAAAUAAGCGCGGUAAAUGGGAACCUAGGUCAGUGCUGGUGGAUACGGAAUUAAAGACUGUGGAAGUGCUCUCCAAAUUACCAUUCCAGUUCAAGAAUGUUGCGUCGAGAAAUCUCGGUGGCAGCGCAAAUAAUUGGGCACAUGGAUAUAUGGUUAAUGGAAGGACAUUAAAAAGUCAGAUAUUGGAUGCUGUACGGUCAGAAAUAGAAAAAUGCGAUUAUUUAACGAGUAUACUAAAUAUAUUGAGUUCUUCCGGGGGUACAGGAUCUGGCUUGGGCAGUUAUAUUAUUGAGUGUUUGAGGAAUGAGUAUCCAACAAAGAACAUUACCAACACCAUUAUUUUACCUUACAUGAAAGGAGAAAUUGUGACUCAGAGUUACAAUAGUAUUUUAUCUCUAUCACAUCUGUAUGCUUUAGCAAACCACACAAUAUUGUUUCAGAAUGAAAGAAUGCACUAUUUGUGUAAUUAUUCACUUGACAUCAAAGAUGUGGGCCUGGAACAUAUUAACUGUUUAAUAUCUCAUCAGUUGGCUUCACUUUUUCAACCAAUUAAAGAUGUGAGCACAUGCGAUGUAUUAAAUGACCUAACAUCUCAUCCAAAAUACAAAUAUUUACAAGUGAAAACUGAGCCAAACUUUAGGAAAAACUAUUUAAUGUAUGAAGGGGACAGGGAAUGGAAACCUUUUAUUAACGCCUUAUCAAAACAGUCAAGGUUUGAGUACAAUCAACAAGAACAAUUCAAGAUACAAAUGAAGACAAAGUUUGUUGCCAGUGCUCUAAUAUCGCGAGGUCCAGAAACGAUUAAUGAAUCAUUGUUGGCUUCUUUGAAUGAUAAGAAAAUGUAUGUGUCUUGGGUGCCUCAGAGAGAAAGAUUCAAGAACUAUCAUGAAUUGAAAGGAUUUUUAAGUUUGGAUAAAUCACUGACUCAUGUGAUAAACAAUAAUAAUAUUUAUGUGCCAUUAAAUUGUAUUGUGGAAGAUGCCUGGAGACUGUUUACAAAUAAUGUGUAUGUGCAUCACUAUAAAAAACACGGAAUUGAUGAGGCAUUUUUUCUUAAUGCUUUUCAAACCAUGGAAAAUAUACUCAAUGAUUACAAAAAUUUGUGAUGUUUUAAAUUAUAAUGUGUUUUAAGCUCAAAACUUUUUUUAAUUAAAUAAAUAUGUUUAUAAAAAUGA
Molecule: messenger RNA, 1419 nt
Organism: Aethina tumida (small hive beetle)
Lineage: Eukaryota; Metazoa; Arthropoda; Insecta; Coleoptera; Nitidulidae
Product: tubulin delta chain-like
Exons: 1
Coding region: 106-1350 (414 amino acids)
Biological process (GO): mitotic cell cycle; microtubule cytoskeleton organization
Cellular component (GO): microtubule; cytoplasm
Molecular function (GO): GTP binding; structural constituent of cytoskeleton
Source: RefSeq, a predicted model, not a curated record